Symbiodinium necroappetens is the source of this 1005-nucleotide messenger RNA. NCBI's taxonomy places the organism in Eukaryota, Dinophyceae, Suessiales, Symbiodiniaceae. The record is from the annotation of a GenBank genome assembly.
AUGAAAGCCCAUGGAAUUCGAGCUACAGCUGCCUCUCCGGGCUUGAGCCGAACCUUCUACCAGGAAAGGCCUCAGACUCCUUGGGGCCUUUUUGGAGAUUUCCGGAGCCUUCCUGCAAUUUCUGGUCUCGGCUCCUCCCUGGCGCUUCCACGGAGGGCCUGGCUCAGGUGGAGGGUUUGCAGGCACGCCCGGCGGCGGCGCCGAAGUCGUUUCGCAGACACUACAAAGGAGGCUUCGAUCCCAUCGACUGAUCCGGAGGAGGAGGCAAAUGUAUUGGUGACAGAUCCCCCUGGGCCGAUCUUUGUCUUCUGGGACUUGGACAACAAGAAGUUGCCGCCAGAUGUCAGCUUGGCAACUGCCGUAGCCGCACUUCAGGAGAGGUUCCUCCGCACCGGCCCGCAAGCCGUUCACCUGUAUGCGAGCUACAAAACUGUGAAAUUCCUGGGCCGGCACGACUACGACAUCCUUCAGUCGGCACUUGCGAGUGCUUGGUCGCAAGACUUGCAUGAGUUUCUGGAGGCUUUCACAGAAAAGGCACCCCAUGGGGUCCGCAUGAAGUUGGUCCAUGACGGGGCGGAAGAGCAAAGUCCUGCUUCCGUGACUAUCACGCCUGCAGAGCCACAAGCUGCUGACUGCCUCCUUGUGCGUGAUCUGCUGAGGUUAGUGGCUCCCAUAUCAGCAGAAACCUCCUGUGGCACUGUGUGCAUCAUCUCGGACGAUUCAGAUUUUGCUAAGGUCAUUCUGGAUGUGCACCACAGCGGCUGGAAGGUAGCUGUGGCUAGCCAACCCAACAGCUGGACCCUCCGACGGCGCAGCGAUUUCUGGAUGGAUUGGACGGACUUUCAUGCAAGCCUGCCCGGCGCUGUUUGCGCCGAGCCCGGCUACAUUCUACGCGAAAUGGAAAGCCUGCGAGGCAACGUGGACAUCUCUGCUCAUGCAGUUGCAAACAGCGACAAUCGUGUUCGCAGAGACAUCAACAGGGACCAGCGCGGCCGCGAGCGAUGA